Labrus mixtus (cuckoo wrasse) is the source of this 6330-nucleotide messenger RNA. It is a transcript of the gene tsc2, whose product is annotated as TSC complex subunit 2. Gene Ontology annotation, cellular component: nucleus; TSC1-TSC2 complex; cytoplasm. Lineage: Eukaryota; Metazoa; Chordata; Actinopteri; Labriformes; Labridae. The coding region runs from base 198 to 5936 and encodes 1912 amino acids. The transcript is spliced from 42 exons. The record is from RefSeq and is a predicted model, not a curated record. Gene Ontology annotation, molecular function: GTPase activator activity. Gene Ontology annotation, biological process: negative regulation of Wnt signaling pathway; regulation of cell cycle; negative regulation of TOR signaling.
GUAGGAAGUGCCCCUGUCAGAGCAUUACUGUGACAUCCGGUUGAGGAGUCGAUGACUGAGCUCGGGUGAGAAAGGCAGCAAAUACAGAGUUAUAUCAAUGCAUGGACACGACUGAAUGAAACCGAAAGUGACUCAGCCCCAGACAAGGUGGCGAUCGGUCCCAGCCUGUGCAGUAGUUUACUCCUCCAGGUCUGGCAAUGAACAAGCAGCAGAGCAAGGAAAGCUUGAGGGACAAAGUCAAGGGCAUUUUCGGGCUUGGACCCCCUCGGCCACCAACGAAGCAGAGCGACACGAGACUGUCUGAGUUUAUAAUCACGACUGAGAUCAUCAAGGAGCUCCAGCCGGACUGCGGAUUGGGGAACCGUGUUCGCACAAUGAAUCAUGUAUGCGAUCUCGCCAAAACCAAAAAAUUUGAGGAGCAUGCAGUGGAGGCGGUAUGGAAAGCUGUUGAGGAUAUGCUGACCCUGGAACAACCGCCUGAAGCCAGACAUGCUGUCCUCCAGCUGCUGAGGGCGAUAAUACAAGGACAGGGUGAGCGGCUCGGCCCUCUGAGAGCCUACUUUUUUAGGGUGAUUCGAGACUACCAGCCGUGCAACGAGGACCUUUCUGAUAGGCUGGAAGUCUUCAAAGCCCUAACCGAGAACGGAAAAGACAUAACGUACCUGGAGGAGGACAUAGCACGCUUUGUCCUCCUGUGGAUGGACAUCGGACUCACCUCCGAUUUUCUUCACGUUCUUGUAAAUCUGGUGAAGUUUAACAGCUGCUAUCUGGACCAAAACGUGUCCGUCAUGGUCCAGAAAAUAUGUCUGCUGUGUAACAGAACGACUUCUUCAACAGAUAUCGAGGUGGCGCUCCAAGUUCUGGAUGCAGUGGUGUGUUACAACUGCCUGCCCUCAGACUCUCUCACAGUCUUCAUCAUCACGCUGUGUCGGACGGUCAACGUAAAGGAGUUCUGUGAAUCCUGCUGGAAGUUGAUGAGAAAGGUGUUGGGGACUCACCUCGGCCACAGUGCCAUUUACACCAUGUGCCGUAUAAUGGAGGAGAGGGUGUACAUGGAGGACGCUCCACUGUUGAGAGGAGCUGUAUUCUUUGUUGGGAUGGCACUCUGGGGUGCACACAGACUGCCCGCCCUCAAAAACACACCGACACUUGUUCUGCCAUCGUUCUACAAGGCCAUGUCGUGUGCCAAUGAGGUGGUGUCCUAUGAAAUCGUCCUCUCCAUCACAAGACUGAUAAAGAAGUACGGUAAAGAGCUGCAGGUGGUCACCUGGGACAUCCUGCUGGGAAUCAUAGAGCGACUGCUGCAACAGAUCCAGAUGAUAGGAAGUGCAGAGUUGAAGUCCAUUGUCUACGAGCUGCUGACCACCGUAGAGGAGCUGUACGAGCAGAACGGUUACCAUGGCUCUACAGAGAAGUUCUUCAGUCUGGUGGAGAAGUGUGCCGACAAGAGACCUGAUGCGUCAGUGCUGACCCUCAUCUCGUACAGGGCUCAGUCUAUUCAGCCAGCCAAGGAUGGCUGGAUUCAGAGCCUUCACCGCCUCAUGGAGAAGUUCUUCAGAAACGAGAGUCGCAGCGUGAUAAGGAUUAAAGUGCUUCACAUCCUGUCCUUCGUUCUCAGUACCAACCGGCAGCUGUAUGAGGAUGAGUUGAUAGAAAUGGUAGUGAUCCCCCAGCUCAGUGGGAUAGCUGAAGACCGGGAUCUGGCGGUCAGAAAACAGGCUACCCAGCUGCUGGUGGACCUCGCCGAGGGCUGCAACACGCACCACUUCACCAGCCUGUUGGACAUCAUUGAGCGGGUGGCCAGUCGCUCUCUGGUGUGUCCAGGACCCCUGGAGGUUACAGAAAGAGAUCCCACUGCCGAGUCUCCCAUGGAGGACGUCAGGACUGCUAUACUGGGCCUGCUGGAAAUCCUGCAGAGUAAGCUUUACAGCCUACCAGCCAGUCACGCUAGUCGUGUGUAUGAGUUGCUGAUCAGUCAUCUGCAGCUUCACUACAAGAACAAGUACUGUUCAGCUAUUGCUUCCAGUAUUAGACUGCAGGUGUUUGACUUCUUCCUGAUGAUGCGAGCAGACUCUCUUCAUCGUCUCGGAGUCCCCAACAAAGACAGGGCCAUGAGGUUCAGCCCUUAUUGCUACUGCGACACAGGGGAGCCUGAGAAGCGUGUGAGUGAAAAGAAACCUGCAGGUUCAACAUCUCCUCCUGCUGGCAGCCCUGCUCCCCCCACUGCUCCUUCUGCUUCAACAGCCACUAUACGCUCAGCCUACCUGCCCUAUGCACCUGCCUUCAGUGUUCUCCUGCAGUGCCUUAAGAUGGAAACAGACUGGAAGGUGCUGAAGCUGGUACUCGAAAAGCUGCCAUGGACGCUGCAGUACAAAGUUCUGCUGCUCACGUCCCCUUGUAGCUUGGAUCAGCUCUGCUCUGCACUCUGCUGCAUGGUGACAGAUCGAUUGAUCUCAGAGCGCCUGAAAAAGACCCCCGAGCAGUUCUCUCGCACUGAUGUUCAGCUGGCCGUGGUUCCUGUCCUCACAGCGAUCACUUCCUAUCAUAACUACCUGGAGCAGUCCAGACAGAGAGAGCUGGUUCAGUGCCUCGAGACCGGACUCAUUUACCGCUGUGCCAAGCAGUGUGUGGUGGCUCUCACAAUGUGCACCGUGGAGAUGCCCGACAUCAUGAUCAAGCUCCUCCCCGCUCUCAUCGUCAAGCUAACCCACAUCUCUGCAACCGUUGCCAUGGCAUCUCCUAUGCUCGAGUUCCUGUCCACUCUGGUGCGCCUACCCCAUCUCUAUGCCAACUUUGUAGCUGAGCAGUAUGUUAGUGUGUUUGCCAUCUCUCUUCCCUACACUAACCCUUCAAAGUUUAACCAGUACAUCGUGUCCCUGGCGCACCACGUGAUCGCAAUGUGGUUCAUACGCUGCAGACUCCCCUUUCGCAAAGACUUUGUUCAGUACAUCACAAAGGGAUUGCGUUCCAACGCCCUGCUGCCAUUCGACGACGGCCACGAGCAAAGUUCAUUUCGUGCCCGAAGCACCAGCCUGAACGAGCGGCCCAAGAGUCUGCGGGCAGCUAAAGUGGCAAGGGCGGCAGCGGCUGUAGCCAAUAGCAGCAGCUCUCCAGUUAAAGAGCUGAGGGACCUCUCAGCCAUGGACGCUUUCCGCUCCCGCAGCAUCAGUGUCUCGGAACAUGCGGUUCGCAGGAUGCACACCUCAACCACCACCUGCAGCCUGGGCUCUGCUGAUGAAAACGCGGUGACUCAGGCAGACGAGGGGUUAAAGACGGUCCACCUCGAGCUCACGGAGACCUGUCUGGACAUGAUGGCUCGAUACGUCUUCUCCAACUUCUCCGCUCUGCCCAAGAGGUCUCCGAUCGCAGAGUUCCUUUUGGCAGGGGGUCGCAGUAUGACUUGGCUGGUUGGUAACAAGCUGGUGACAAUAACAACCAGCGGUGGAGCCAGGACCCAAGCGCUGCUGGGCCUGGACAUGGCCGAACGGCUGGGAGGCGGAGGGGAAAUGACAAGGUCUGAUCCAUCACUGCACACCCGGAUUACCAAAGAGGCUCCAGCCAAACUGGAGUCUCAGUCAAGCCAGCAGCACAACAGAGCCACACGCAUACGAGUCCGCUCCAUGUCAGGUGGCCACGCUCUACGUGCCGGUCCUGCUCAGAGCCUGAGUCCUCUGGUGUCCCCCUCUGAGGGGGAACUAGCUGCUCCCCUCUCUCCCCCCUCAAGUUCCAACCUGGACAGUCUCGGUCCUCCCUCCUCCGCCUCUGCCACCCCGUCUGCUCCUCAGCCUCUCAAGGACAACCCCAGUCUGGCCGAGUUUGUCCCCAUGCUCACACAGGGCUGGGCAGAGAUCUUCAUUCGGAGACCAUCUGGUAACACUAGCUGGCUGAUGUGUCUGGAGAACCCACCUAGUCCCUUCUCCUCUGAGCUGGGCAACAUGCCGCUGCAGGAGCUCUCCAGUGUCCUCAUGGCCAUGGAGGGUGUGAAGGAUCCUCCAAUCCAGACAGCCAGCGCACCCGCCAGCACCGCUGCUCCUGCACCAGCCACUGUUUCUGAACCCCUGACCCAAACACACAGCAACGUCGGAGGGAAGGCACACCUGAUCCAGCGCUCAAAUACUGUCGGUGACUCUCUCUGGUCCCUGGGUUUGGGCUCUGCCCCCCCGGGCCCUCCGGCCCCUGGCAGGCUGCACAGGAGCAUUUCCUGGGCAGACUCUGUUGUGGUGCUGGAGGAGGGCUCAGGCGUCACCACAGCACCUACCCCAUCUGAUUGGCUAGAGAGCGAAGAGUUUGAACCAAUGACGUCUGAUCCGAUCUUCAUGUCUGCAGACAAGUUCACAAAGAUCCCGCCACCUGGAUCGCUCAGCAGGUCCUCCUCCACUUCCAGUCAAGACGAUGAGAAGUCGACACUGGAGGAAGUGAGCGAAGGAGCGAUUCCCAUCGAUCAGCCCACUGCUGGACCCUCCACCCCAGGCAGCCAGGGUCCCGAGCUUCCCUUCCAAGCCCACCCUCAGUCCCAGGGUCAUGGACUCAACAAGUCCAGCUCCUCUCCUGAGCUCCAAACCUUACCUGAAGCCUUCUCCAAGGCCGCUAUGGAGUCCGAGAUCAUGACGGGAGAUGCAUCAUGGCCCAAAGCACCUUUAGACAGCAAGCCUCAACCUCAGCCUCAGCCCCAGCCUCAGCCUCAGCAGCCUCAUUCAGAGAAAGAGAAGGUGGAGGGAAGCACAGGGGAUGUGACUAGCCUUGGAGGUCAGAGUCAAGUGGGUGAAGGCCCAGGAGUCAUUUCAUCUCAAAGUGGAGGAGGAGGAGGAGGAGCGAGGAUGAGGUUGGAGUUUCCAGCACCAGCACAACCUGGACCCAUCUCUCCAAGCGGAGGCCAUCGUCCCCGGGGUCACACCAUCUCAGUAUCAGCGCCCUCCUCCAGGAGGGAGAGGAGGACCGAGAGGGACUCGUACCACAGUCGACCUGGACCGAGCAACACAGAGAAGAUGUCUGGACUGAGUCCCAGCUUUGUCUUCCUCCAGCUGUACCACUCUCCAUUCUUUGGAAAUGAAGCCAACAAGCCUCUGCUGCUGCCCAAAACUCAGGUAAUUGACCGUGCUGUGAAGGUUCUGGACCAGAUGCCUCCAUAUGACACCCAUAAGAUCGGAGUUGUGUUUGUAGGAGCCAGUCAGGUUAACAACGAAGUUGCCAUUCUGUCAAAUGAAUACGGCUCGAACCGCUACGCCGCCUUCUUAACAGGCCUGGGCAAAUUAAUCCACCUGAAAGACUGUGACCCCGACCAGAUCUUCCUCGGAGGGCUUGAUCAGUACGGUGACGAUGGAGAGUUCACCUACUGCUGGCAUGACGACAUCAUGCAGGCUAUCUUUCACAUAGCCACACUGAUGCCAAACAGAGAGAGCGACAAAGGCUGCUGCAACAAGAAGCGUCACAUUGGCAACGAUUUUGUCAUGGUUGUAUACAACGACUCUGGAGAGGAGUACAAACUGGGCACCAUAAAGGGUCAGUUCAACUUUGUAGAAGUCAUCAUAAAACCUCUCGACUUUGAAUGCAACCUGGUCACCCUCCAGUGCCGCAAAGACCUGGAGGGGUUGGUGGACACAACCGUGGCAAAAAUUGUCUCCGACCGCAACCUUCCUCUUUUAGUCAGACAAAUGGCUCUGCAUGCGAAUAUGGCCUCUUUGGUGCACCAGUACAGAGCCAACCCUUCAGAUGCUUAUGCCUCUAAGUGGUUAGCGAGAUUACGACACAUUAAGAGGAUCCGGACCAGGGCUCAGGAGGACAUUCAGUCUCGUUCGACGCCCGGCAUCUCGCUGACUCAAGGACACACUCAGCAGAACAAGUCGUUUCAGCAGAGCACUCAAGCAGCAAACCCCGAGGCCUCAGGGCAGAGGAAAAGACUUGUAUCAACAGUGGAUGAUUUCACUGAUUUUGUUUGAUUACAUUUGUUGUCCUGGUAAACACACACACACACGCACACGCACACACACACCUGCCUUAGAGCUGAGGUGACUGUAUUUUCACCUCUUUGCGUGGAAGAAUUCAGGAGGACACACUGAUUUUGACUUCAACAGAUUGGUACUUUGUAUUGGAAGAAUGAGGAGGUAUUACAAAGGCGUAUUUUGUGACGAAGUAUUGAUAUGCGAAGACUAAUUUCUGCAUAUUUUUCAAAACUUUUGAAACGCUAAUGCUUUGCACUUUUGAGAACUAAUCGUAAUGUUUCUGAUGUGCAACAUGAGAUGAGCAAAGUUGUACAGACACUACAUUUGAGAGCAGGAUGUGUUUGUAUGUAAAUACAUGUGUGCAAUAAAAAAGGAUUGAUGUUUGGAUUCA